This is a messenger RNA of Aspergillus wentii DTO 134E9, 1701 nucleotides long. RefSeq names its product F-box protein. Bases 334 to 1701 code for a protein of 455 amino acids. The record is from RefSeq and is a predicted model, not a curated record. The transcript has a single exon. Gene Ontology annotation, molecular function: protein binding. NCBI's taxonomy places the organism in Eukaryota, Fungi, Ascomycota, Eurotiomycetes, Eurotiales, Aspergillaceae.
AAGAGGAAGAGAAGGUGGGGUAUUUUGGUGCUGAUCGCCUGCAGCAUCUUUGUUGUUCUCGUAUCACCUGAUAUCUAUUAGUAUGGCUUAUGUCUUUGUCUGAUUGGUUCAGAUGAAACAGUUUUAUUGUCAAACAAAACAUUGACUGUCUUUCAUCGACAAGACAAGAAAGGUCUCUUUAUUACGGAAACAAGACAAAGGGUCCAGUUUCCAGAUGAUGCCAGAUGAUGCCCUCCGAGAUACAAAUAUGCCCCCGCCCCAUCGAGAUCAUCACCACCAUCACCAUCAUCGCCUCAUCAUUCUAUCAAUUCAUCUCCAAUAUAAUCAACCAACAUGCCGCUAUCCAGACUCCCCAAGGAAAUCCUCUUCCUGAUCUUCGACAAACUCGAUCGACCAGCGAUCCUCAGCCUGGUUCGGACUUCUCGUCACUUCCACGAUGUGGCCGUUACUAACUACUACAGAUCCCUCAGUCCUUCAAGCCUGCCUCUGAAGAAUCUGCUUCUUCUCGCCCGAACAUUCGCAGAAAGCCCUCAUCUAGCAAUGCUCGUCCGUCAUCUCGAUCUGAGUGAGUGGGUCGCGCGUGAAGAGGACCGCGCCGCUGCAGCUCAGGUAUACGAUGAUAACAUCGCCCUCCAGCUGUUCGACCCAGUCAGGAUGCAGCUCAGCAUCGGAGUCAACAAUCAAUGGCUGAAUGCUCUGAGAGCCCGCAAUCGCGAUGCCUGGAUAUCAGUAUUGUUGCCCAAGAUGCUGAAUCUGCAAACCUUGUAUCUCGACUACUCGCACAGCCCGGUUUGGACCCAGUUAGUUUUCAAACGCGCAGGCUGUGGAUUCAGGCCUUUCGACACUCUCCCUCGUUUCCGCUUUCUCAGCGAUGUGCGUCUCUCUGCCAACAAGGCCUGGGGCAACUGGGGCGUGUCUCUAUCCUGUGGUAUACCGUUCUUCAAACUCCCCAACGUGCAACGUAUUGCAGCUACUAAAGUAGUCAGUUGGGAGAUGAACCCUGCCAGCACCUGGCAUUACGCAUUUCCCACCCCCCAGCAUACGUCCACCGUCAAGGAGAUUUCCAUUGACCGCAUCGACAGCUGCGACGAGCUCGAAAGGUGGACCAACGCAUGCCAAGGGCUCAAGACGUUCCAUUUCGGCGCCUGGGACGACACUUCAAGUGCCAAUCAAACGUUCGACCCUGUCAGUCUGCGCGCGAUGCUCUACGCCAGUGAACCGACCCUCGAGGAUCUCACCGUCACAUUCAACUCGCUCGACUCGGAGCUACCAGACCACCCAGACCAUCAAGUUCCCGCACUCAACGCAUGGAUGAGAUCAUUGAAGAGAUUCAGGAUGCUGAAACACCUCCACAUGCGCUUUCCCAACCUCAUCGACGUGUCUGGCAGAAAUAAUCAAGACAUCACCGAUCCAGACCUCCUACACACGCUGGCCAACGACCUGCCCGAAUCACUUGAAACCCUUGUCAUCACCGACAACUACCCGGAGCAUUUUGAAUCACUGUUGCGCGAGCUGACCAGACUGCUCCAGAGCAAAAGUAAAUUCCCGAGCCUGUCCCGGAUUUCGCUGUGUAUGCUGGCUCGCGGUUUGCCGGAUGACAAUCUACCAGCGGACUUGGUUCGCAGGAGCUUGGUGCCUUUGACUGCUCUGGGUCAGAGUGUGGGAGUUGAGGUUCUGAGUACGGUUCAUACAGAGCCAUGA